CCUGACCCCCCCUCUCUCCCUCCUUUUUUCCUUUUUUUUGGUUAUCGGAAAUUGAAGCUCUCCUGUCAGGCUCUGCCACAAAGUAAACAAGAAAAAGGAAGAUGGAAAAGAUGAGAAAAGAUCCCCUGUAAUUCUUAUCUCUCAUCACCACCACUGACCACCCUCCUUCCCCUUCCUCUAUAUUAAUACUCCCUUCGCCUCUCUAGUUUCUACACACAGAACACCAGAGAGGGAGUGCUCUCAACGAGUCUCUCUAUAGAUAAUUUGUUCGACCACGACCAUGUGUAACCCAAACACUACAGCCGCCGCUGCCGUAGCUGUCGCCACAGUUAAUGGGGCUGUGAUCGGAAACCAGGCACACCCACCCAAAACCCAACUGUAUUGGGCUCUCGUAUCUCUGCGGAACACCUCGAAAGCAGCAAAACCAGAAAACACAGAAGAGAAAUUGCAGUCAUUCACAUACCCAACAAUCCCAGAUAUCAUCGAAGAAACGAAAUCCCUUCUCAGGCUCUCCUUUCCCAUCGCUCUCACUGCUCUCCUCGUCUACUCACGCUCCAUCAUUUCCAUGCUCUUCCUAGGCCACUUGGGUGACAUGGAGCUUGCCGCCGGUUCUCUCGCGAUCGCCUUCGCUAACAUCACUGGUUACUCUGUUCUCUCUGGUCUCGCCUUAGGGAUGGAGCCUCUCUGUUCCCAAGCCUUCGGUGCUCAACGCCCAAAGCUCCUCUCUCUUACCCUCCAUCGCUCUGUGAUCUUCCUUCUAUUCUCUUCAAUACCCCUCUCUCUCCUCUGGCUUAACGUCUCCAAGAUUCUCCUCUGCUUACGCCAAGACCCCAACAUCACACGUAUCGCUCACACAUACCUCCUUUGCUCCCUCCCGGACCUCCUCACUAACUCCUUCGUCCAUCCAAUCCGCAUUUAUCUUCGAGCCCAGGGAAUCACCCACCCGCUCACGUUAGCAUACUGCGCCAGCGCCAUCCUCCAUGUACCCGCCAACCUCCUCCUCGUUUCCCACCUCCGGCUCGGCGUCGCCGGCGUGGCCGCGGCUUCCGCUGCCUCUAACUUCUUUGCGUUAUUGUUCCUAGUCUCGUACGUGUGGGCAGCGGGAUUGCACGUGCCAACUUGGGAGGCUCCAAGCCGGGAAUGCCUGACUGGCUGGGAGCCAUUGCUCCGGCUUGCCGUGCCGAGCUGCGUAUCCGUGUGCUUAGAGUGGUGGUGGUACGAGAUCAUGAUCGUGUUGUGUGGUCUCCUCACGAACCCAGAAGCGACGGUGGCCUCCAUGGGUGUACUCAUCCAGACCACGGCCUUGCUCUACGUGUUCCCAUCCUCAUUAGGCUUUGCCGUGUCGACGCGUGUCGGGAACGAGUUAGGUGCGAACCGUCCAGGGAAGGCGAGGGCGUCAGCCGGUAUCGCCGUUUUGUUGGCGGCACUGAUGGGGUUCUCAGCUAUGGUAUUCGCGUCUGGGAUGAGGGAUAGGUGGGGCCGGAUGUUUACGGCUGAUGCCGAGAUCCUACGGCUUACUUCUGCUGCGUUGCCGAUCCUAGGGUUGUGCGAGCUUGGAAACUGUCCACAGACGGUGGGGUGCGGAGUACUGAGAGGGAGUGCUCGACCCAGCACGGCAGCUAAUAUAAACCUCGGCGCAUUUUAUCUGGUUGGGAUGCCCGUGGCAGUUGGGCUUGGGCUUUGGCUUGGGGUUGGGUUUUGUGGGCUUUGGCUGGCGUUGCUUUCGGCUCAGGUUUGCUGUGCUGGGCUCAUGUUGUAUAUUGUGGGGACCACAGAUUGGGACGCUCAAGCUCGACGAGCUCAGUCACUGACAUGCGGAGGAGGAGGAACUAUAGAGACUGAACUACUAGGGAAUGGCAGCGAAGAGGAGCCAUUGAUCUCAAUCAAAGUCACUCAAAUCUGAAAAUUAUUUAUCUUUUUUUAUUUUUGAAAAUUUAAAAUUUAAAAAUUCAAAAUCAGAUAUAAGAGGGUCAAGCACGUGUAAUUACUUGUUUUUUUCUCUCUUUUUCCCCCCCCCCCAAUUCUGGUGAGUUGGGUUGUGAAAUUAUUGUUAAUUUUAUUCUGAGAGGAAAUUUUGUUUUCUUCUA
This is a messenger RNA of Macadamia integrifolia, 2087 nucleotides long. RefSeq names its product protein DETOXIFICATION 51-like. Gene Ontology annotation, cellular component: membrane. The coding region runs from base 281 to 1903 and encodes 540 amino acids. The transcript has a single exon. NCBI's taxonomy places the organism in Eukaryota, Viridiplantae, Streptophyta, Magnoliopsida, Proteales, Proteaceae. Gene Ontology annotation, biological process: xenobiotic detoxification by transmembrane export across the plasma membrane. The record is from RefSeq and is a predicted model, not a curated record. Gene Ontology annotation, molecular function: antiporter activity; xenobiotic transmembrane transporter activity.